AUGCUUACUAAAAGUUUAAUUAGGAGAAUGGGAUCUGAGGAGAGAAAUCACCUCAGAGAAGGUGCCUCCGUAAUUGGCUUGUUCACAGGGUUGAUAUCCUACUUCAACUAUCGUGAGUAUAUCAAGAAAGACUUCUUGAAGUCUGAGGGUCACUAUAGAAUGUCUUCUAGAAUUACAAAUAUGACUCCAUGGAAAUAAAUGUAUUUCACCUGGUGGAGAAUGCCAGAUGAGGAGUUUAAUGUCUACCACAGAUUCAAGCCAUACUAUAUCCUAGGCUAGAUCGAUUAUUCCAAAGAAGUUCUUAUUCCUAAGACAAGAGAAUUUGACGGAACAGUUCUCUAAGGAUAUGAUGUUAUCAACCCAGUUUAUUGCUACGAAGGAGGUAAAUUCAACAUGAAGAAUGCUCUUCACAAGGAAGAUCCAGUCAAUAUUGAAAGAGCUGCUCUUAUUAUUAACAGAGGUUGGAUUCCUGAGGAGCUCAAGGACAAAAGAAGCAGACCAAAUGAGAUUAACUCAAGAAGACUGCACAAGUUUAGAGGAGUCUUCCGUAAGGGCAAAAAUAUUCAUGAUUAUAAAAUCCCAAAUAACCCAGAUAAUAAUGAGUGGCACAAUCUUGCACUAGAGGAUAUCGGUAUCUACUGGGAAUUAUCAAACUUUGAUGAAUGUAAGUACUACUACUUCCAACUCGUUGAGUUCCCUAAUGGUGAUGCUUCAGAUGAGACUCACAAUCAACUAUAUCCUUUAGCAUACAGUCAAGAUGAAGUAAUUGAUGAUCAUUAUGGAUGGAUAGUUGAUCCAGAUACUAAUAAGCAAGUCUUCAGAGGUUUUGGAGCUCUCAGUGCCCUAUCCUUUGGUCUCUGCGCACUUGCAUGA
Stylonychia lemnae is the source of this 873-nucleotide messenger RNA. Lineage: Eukaryota; Ciliophora; Spirotrichea; Sporadotrichida; Oxytrichidae. The record is from the annotation of a GenBank genome assembly.